Molecule: messenger RNA, 484 nt
Organism: Symbiodinium pilosum
Lineage: Eukaryota; Dinophyceae; Suessiales; Symbiodiniaceae
Source: the annotation of a GenBank genome assembly
GUUGGCUUUAUCAAGUCCACUCGCUCGCUUUGGGAGCACUCGGCAAAAGAUGGCAACAAUAUCGAGACCGGGGAUCUUUCGGUUGAUGCAGCAGGAGACGUGGACGUCCAAAUCCUGAGUCAGUCUGCGGGGAUCCUGGCGCUGUCCAAACCAGCCGACGUUCGCACAGAAGCCGUCGUUGCAGCUGCCUGCAGACGCCUCUCGCAGGAGCUUUUUUUGGUGUCACGCCUGGACUCUCCAACCUCCGGCGUGCUUCCGCUGGCAAUGUCUCCAAGAGCGCUCCAUUGGCUCCAGGCCCAAUUCGCCGGGCGCCUGGUGGAGAAGGAGUAUGUUUGCUUGUGCGGAGGGGACUCCCUGGGACCGCCAGGAACCAAGGGCAACAUUGAUGCGCCGCUGCGGGCAUUGAUGACAAGGACUGAAGUUUCAGAACACGGGCGGGCAGCAAGCACCGACUACGAGGUCAUCGCUUGUUUCGGAGGGCCAG